This is a messenger RNA of Pelecanus crispus (Dalmatian pelican), 837 nucleotides long. RefSeq names its product olfactory receptor 10C1-like. NCBI's taxonomy places the organism in Eukaryota, Metazoa, Chordata, Aves, Pelecaniformes, Pelecanidae. The record is from RefSeq and is a predicted model, not a curated record. Gene Ontology annotation, molecular function: olfactory receptor activity; G protein-coupled receptor activity. Gene Ontology annotation, cellular component: membrane. Gene Ontology annotation, biological process: G protein-coupled receptor signaling pathway.
AUGACCAGCUGGAACCACACAGUGGUGACCUAUUUCCAAUUUUUACCUUUCUCCAGCAUUCCAGAGAUCCAAGGCUUUCUCUUUUGUCUGGUAUUGCUUAUGUACCUCAGUACUUUGGUUGGAAACAUCCCCAUCAUUAUGAUCACUAUGGUAGAUGCUGCCCUUCACUCCCCCAUAUGUUUUUUCCUCAAGAACUUGUCCUUCCUGGAGAUUGGCUACACUACAUCCACAGUCCCCAAGAUGGCGGUGAAUGUCCUCACAAAAAGGAAAGGCAUAUCCUUUCUGGGUUGUGCCACACAGACGUAUGCCUUCUCCCUCUUAGGGGUCACAGAAUGUUGUCUGCUGUCUGCCAUGGCCUAUGUUUGCUAUGUGACUGUAUGCCAUGCCCUGUGCUAUGCAACCAUGAUGAGCUGGAAUAAGUGCUUCCUGCUAUCAGUUGUAUCUUGGCUUAUUGGGGUCUUGGUGACCUUAGGGCAGACAGCUUUCAUCUUUAGCCUUCCAUAUUGUGGGCCCAACAGGAUCAGUCACUUCUUCUGUGAUCUGCUGCAUCUGCUGAAGUUGGCUUGUGUGGACACCUACAAGAAUGAAAUCACCACCUACAUAAUAGCUGUCCUCUUCAUCAUGGUCCCCUUCUUACUCACCGUUGUGUCAUAUGUCCAGGUACUCCACAGCAUCUUCAAGAUGCCAUCCGCUGCGGGCAGGAGAAAAACGUUGUCUACCUGCUCGUCUCCUCUGGUCAUGGUCACUCUGUUUUACGGAUCUGCCCUUGUCACCUACUUGAGACCCAAAGCGUUUUAUUCAAGCAGCUGUAACAAACUGCUUUGUCUUACACACUGA